GCUAUUAAAUGAAUUGAUUAUUCUGUGUCAGUUUAAUGUAGAAAAGUUUUCAUCGUAAAAUAAUAUUAAUUUGACUCUCGUUCAAUCGACAAUGAAAUAUACUUUGAUCAGUUGCUCUCUUACAAUAAUAUUAACAGUGACGAUUAUCCCAUGUUUAACCUCAUCAUUGCGUGAAAUCGACUUCUUGUCAACCUUAUUCAAGAAAAUACGCGAUGAUAGCAUAUUACCAACAAAAGUUUUCACUGAAGUUUUGAGGCGACGAGUGGACAAAAUCAAUUAUUUCAAAGAAAGAAACAAUUUGACUUCAGAAGAGUUGGUAUUCUGUGACUUUGCUCGCCAUUCGUUGAGAUCGAUGCAAAUUUUAUUGAAUUCAUCGUCAGAUUUCGUUCGCAUCAAAAGCAAUUUGGUUAAAUCUUACCAUGACAUUGUCGCUUCUUUUCAUGCAGUUUUCGAUAAUAAACGAACGUUUUCUGUUGACUAUGAGCCCGUUUUGCAAAUAAACACUCGUAAGAUCGGUAACGAACUAAUGAGAUAUUGUGAUUGUUAUCCAGCUGAGGAAGAGACACCUUCUGCAAAAGCUGUUUACCCAAAGUUAAAGAUUUUGAUGCUGAUAGAUGAUUAUAAAAGUGACUUUAAUCUGUAUGCUGACUAUGCAAGAGAACGAAAGCAAUAUUUGAGUUCCUUUAUUGAUGCGCUAGAAACUCUCAAGUGGCAAAUUUCUAAUGCGACUAGUUUGAUUAAUGAUCUAGAUGAAUAUGAUCGCGAAAAGUUGAAUCCCGAAACAAUGAAAGUUUCUUGGGCGCGAUUUGAAUUCAUUGUGAAAAUGUUCCUUAAGCAAAUUGCGAAUUCAUAAAAGUAUUGUUUGGAUGUAUUAUACAUGACCAAGAACUUUUUUCAUUUCGAAUCAAAUUCAAUAAAAAUAUAACCUAUUAAAUAUCA
Messenger RNA from Tetranychus urticae (two-spotted spider mite), 939 nucleotides. NCBI's taxonomy places the organism in Eukaryota, Metazoa, Arthropoda, Arachnida, Trombidiformes, Tetranychidae. The record is from RefSeq and is a predicted model, not a curated record.